This is a messenger RNA of Ipomoea nil (Japanese morning glory), 2891 nucleotides long. Its product is annotated as protein LNK2. The coding region runs from base 704 to 2446 and encodes 580 amino acids. Gene Ontology annotation, biological process: circadian rhythm; regulation of DNA-templated transcription. Lineage: Eukaryota; Viridiplantae; Streptophyta; Magnoliopsida; Solanales; Convolvulaceae. The record is from RefSeq and is a predicted model, not a curated record. The transcript is spliced from 8 exons.
CACGUGGACUUGGGACCCACGCCCACUCUCAAACCAUUCCUCCCAAAGUCCCCUCCCUUUGUUUCUCUCUCUACAAUUUCUCUCUCUACUCUGUGUCGCCCCCUCCGAAAAGCCCUCUGCUCUGCAGGCUAAAUCCCCGGCGAGCUCAGUUAUCGGAAAAAUUACCGUAAUUGUCUGCUGUAAAAUCCCGGAGGAAUCGAUGCAGUCAAGCGGAGUCGUAUCUGGAGUGACCUGAGCAGCCGCGAUUUGGCGAUGCUUAGGCUAAUUCCGGAGCGUUACGUCGGAGACCGUCGCUUUGGAGUUGGAAUUUUUUUCCUUUUUUCUUUUUCAGCUAUGUUUGAUUGGAACGACGAAGAGUUAACAAACAUAAUAUGGGGUGAGACUGGGGAAAGUGAUGAUCAUAUAGUUCCAUAUCCAGAUGAAAGUGAUGGAAAACCUCCAGCUUCACACAGGGAUAGUGUCAAGGAGGAAUGGGAUCUUGAAGCUUCAAAUGUUAAGCUGGGUGAUCAGAAGAAACCUGCACCCAAAAGUGGUUUUGAUAUUAAGUUAGAAAGCAGCUCCAAACAUGCAACGGAUGAAGCUCUUCCUGCGCUGGCAUUUGGUAAGGACUUGUGGCCCGACCUAUCCUUAUCAAACACUACGAAAAUGGAUCAAGGUUCCUCAUGCAAAGAAACAACUAAUGAUGUAACAGAAAUUUCCAAACAUGAAGAUGCUUUUAGCAGAUGGGACAGCUCAACCAGGAAUCAAUUCUGAGAUUUUUCAAAAGCAGAAAGUGGAUGGGGAGCAAAGCGACUUUAUUGAUUAUGGUUGGGAUAAUAUAGGAAGUUUUGAUGACCUCGAUAAGAUCUUUAGCAAUGACGAUCCAAUAUUUGGACAUACAAGCCUUUCUAAUACCGAGGAACUAUGGUCAUCUUCCAAGGAUCUUACAAGCAGUCCUGAUAAAUCUAUUCCCAUGUCUAUUGACUCUCCAAGUUUGGGGCUCGGAGCACUCAGAAGUACAUCAGAAAAAUUUGAGACUAAAGCAGAAUACAUGCUAGACCAAAACCAGCCUUUUGCCAGAGCCUAUGGUGAAGUGAAUAAUAUCACACCAAAUGUUUCAGAGACUUUACAUGCAUAUGCUGGAGGCAAAAAUUUUCCCAUUAUGAAGGAAAAGACAGCUUUGGAGAUGGUUGGGAAACCCCCAGCAUUCAGUUUGCAGCUUGACACUGGAAUUGCUGGAAUACCUAAUCAACCGACAGGCAAGUUCAUUUCAUUUGUACAGGAGAACUGUCAAAAGAGACCAUUGAAAGGUCGAAUUAAAUCAGAAGAACAGAGUCAAAUCAGUCAGCUGCAGGAUAUAUGCGGAUCUUGGUCGCCGUCCAUGAACCAACUAAAUAGCCACUACAUAUCAGUGAACCAGCAUUGUCCACCUGUUGGCAUUCCUCAGCCAAGGCAUCUUCGAGUACCUCAGUCUUUGCAGUAUAAGCAAUAUCCUGGCCACAUGUUAGCUUCUUCUGUGUCUGGGGAUUUUUCAAAUCAGUAUCCCAUGCCUGCUUUAACACAGUUCCAUGCCGGUCAGGGUUGUCAUCAAUCCAUCACUUCAGGCUAUGAUGCUUCUCCUAGGAGUAUAAAUACUCUAAACAAGUCAUCUGAUGCACCUUCAAAAAGUUUGAUGAUGACGCCUCAGGAGAAAAUUGAAAAAUUAAGGAGGCGGCAGCAGAUGAGGGCAAUGCUUGCAAUCCAGAGGCAGCAGCAACAGUUUGGCAAUCAAGUCUUAUCUACAGACCAUUCUAUGACGGAAGGAGGGAAUGUUGAAGUUGAAGAAAACCUUUGCACUAUUCCCACUCUAGACCCAAACUCACCUUUGGAACAGAAUGAUUCCAACACAGUUGGCAUUGCAGUUGAAGAUCGUUCAAUGGAGGAAUCAGUGCUUUAUCGUCUUCAGGACAUCAUCUCAAAGCUGGAUAUCCGCAUUAGACUCUGCAUCCGAGACAGCUUGUUUCGACUGGCUCAAAGUGCAGCACAAAGGCGGCAUGCUAAUGACACAAGCAGCGCAAACAAGGGCAGCAGAGAAAUGGUUCCCAACAAUGAAGAAAUAAAUAGUAACAGGAUUGCUAGACUGCCCAAUGUAGAGACUGAAACUAAUCCAAUAGACCGAACUGUUGCUCAUUUGCUCUUCCAUCAACCCAUGGACCUAUCAACAAAAGUUGCAGAAAUGCCUGAGUCACAACUUUCAGAUAAGCUCUACUAUGAAAGCAAAGCAACUUGUUCAAUGAGCUUGCCAACGAGGAAUCUGCCCCCGAGUUCUGAAAGUCAUCAUGUUAUAUCUCCUCAUGGCGUAAAAACUCCUAGUUCCUAUCCUGAAGGGGAGCAACCCCAAAACAGCCCCUGCUUGGAGGCUUCUGAGAAUGCAUCAAACAAUGAAGCUGCAGACAGCGGAGUAGUACGGAUCGAACCCUCCAUAUGAACCAAUGCUAUAUACCGCCUAAUACAAGGGUAAUUCCUUCCUUUAUCACUUAGUCAUGUUAAUGCACCCACCUGUUAAUCUCCGGGCUGGUUCACUAGUAAUGUAGAACUAUCCUUUCCUUGUCAGCCAACUGGAUACAGAUUCAAGAUGAUUGUACAUUUAUACUAGAGGAGACCCCAUACCAUGUCCGCAAGAAGUCCCCCCAAGUCAUGUCUGCGACGCUGCAAUUCAUGUGCUAAUCCUGUUUUCCCCAGAAACUAUCCACUCCAGACUUGGAAUAAAUAUUUACUACCAGUGAUAAUUCUAUAAUGUUGGAAAGGUCUGAAAUAUUGAAGGUACUACUAAACUUCAAAUAAGUAAGGCCUGACUUUGUAUAUCUACUUUCCCUUCAAAGUUACUUUCUCUCUCUACUCUCAUUCGUAUGUGCUAUGACUAAAUUUGUGCA